AUGGCGGCAGGGAAGGAAGGGCAUCAGGCUCGAAACAGCUCCAGGUCUUCAGACUGUGUUGAUGUACAUCCAUUUCCCACGACCCUUGAUGCUGGCAUCCUCAGUAGCACUGGAGUGGGCGCUGCUGGUACUACCAGCCCUGGGGCCAUACCAGGAGGAACCGGCAGCCUGACUGCAGCCACCAGAGGAGGGACCCCGGAAGGUACAGAGGGCUUCACUACAGCCGCAGGGAGUGAGAAGACAAGUGGAGAUUCAGCUGGCCCAGGCACAACCUUGGGAGACAGAGCAGGUACCUCCAGGGAAGCAUUUGAAACAACCACUGCUUCUGGAAUUUCUACCACAGCAGUCACUGCUUCCACAGAAGUCAAGGAAACCUCUGAAACUAAAAUGCAAACAAGAUGUCCACCAUCACAUCCACCACCUCCAGUUUGUCAUGGUCCACUGGGAGAAAAGAAAUCUCCUGGAGAGGAAUGGACUGCCAAUUGUUACACGUGUACCUGUACUGAUGCAAAUACUGUGGACUGUAGCCUCAAGGAGUGCCCUUCUGCACCCACAUGCAAAACUGGAGAGAGACUUGUAAAGUUCCAAGAUAACGACACCUGCUGUGAAAUUGGAUACUGUGAACCAAGAACAUGUUUGUUUAACAGUAUUGAUUAUGAGAUUGGUGCUUCAUUUGAUGAUCCCAGCAACCCAUGCAUCUCCUACUCCUGCCACAACACUGGUUUUGUUGCAGUGGUCCAAGACUGCCCAAAGCAGACUUGGUGUCCAGAAGAAGACCGAGUCUAUGAUUCAAAAAAAUGUUGCUAUACAUGUAAGACUAAUUGUAGAUCUUCACCUGUGAAUGUGACGAUUAAGUACAGUGGUUGCCAGAAAAGGGUCCAGAUGGCAAGGUGUGUAGGGGAAUGCAAGAAGACUGUCCGGUACAAUUAUACACUCUUUAAGCUGACAAAUUCAUGCCUUUGCUGCCGAGAAGAUAACUAUGAGUUCCGAGAAGUUGUUCUUAGCUGUCCUGAUGGCAGUACAAUACCUUACGGAUACAGGCACGUCACAACCUGUUCUUGCUCAGACAUAUGCCAACAAUCUGUAACCCCAGCGGUCAGUUAACACUAUUAUCACAUUUCCGGGUAGAACAGGCUAGGUAUUUAUUUUAUAAAUGAACAAAAAUGAUCACUAAGUAGAAUAACUAAACAUUUGUAUCUCACUCAAAAAGUGAGUUUUCAUUAUGAGGCAUUUUGUUCUCUUGUUGACUGGAUCUGAAAAAUAAAUACAACUUUGC
Molecule: messenger RNA, 1276 nt
Organism: Mustela lutreola (European mink)
Lineage: Eukaryota; Metazoa; Chordata; Mammalia; Carnivora; Mustelidae
Product: apomucin-like
Exons: 15
Coding region: 1-1104 (367 amino acids)
Molecular function (GO): protein binding
Source: RefSeq, a predicted model, not a curated record